Molecule: messenger RNA, 638 nt
Organism: Xyrichtys novacula (pearly razorfish)
Lineage: Eukaryota; Metazoa; Chordata; Actinopteri; Labriformes; Labridae
Source: the annotation of a GenBank genome assembly
AUGAGAGCAGCUGUGGUUGGUGGAGAGGAAAGUUUUCGCUUUGGGCCUGUUGAUGGUCACUCAAUCUUGCCAGCGGUGGUUAUGAGGAUGAAACGCAGCUGCUGUCUUUACAGUUUCAGACGGUGAGGACUUACAGGAUGGACAUGAACUGGCUUGUGUGAGGUCCUGAGGGGGUGGGGGAAAGAGACCAAAACCACAGCUGCAGGGCAACAAGCCAUACAAGAGCCUCGUUUCUUCACUUCCCCGCUUGCAUCUACGCCCGUUUCCUGUCUGAGCGGGGAUAUUAUGCAGCUGAUAAUGACACGUAAAGUAAUAGCUGUACAGAUGAUGAAAACACUUGACCUACGACCCCAGGAGGAUUUACAUCCGACCUCGGUAGUGUGGAGAGAGAAAUCUGCUGCCGAAUCAGUGCCUUCCGUCUCGCUGUGUGGCCUCAGGAAAGCGUGAAAGGAAGUCUGAUUUCUGUAGCCUUGAUUCAGGAUGAGAGAGACGAUCUGCGGUCACAACUCAAAUCUGUCCCAUAUGGAGGAGAUAUGAAGCUCCUGGGACGAGCAGAGAGAGGGGAUGUUUUUGUGCAGGAGCGUCUCCGCAGACACGGUCAGGACUGUGGCAGCCCAGGCAUGCUACAGAUGAUGUGA